Messenger RNA from Helicoverpa zea (corn earworm), 1122 nucleotides. RefSeq lists its product as uncharacterized. Bases 327 to 941 code for a protein of 204 amino acids. The record is from RefSeq and is a predicted model, not a curated record. NCBI's taxonomy places the organism in Eukaryota, Metazoa, Arthropoda, Insecta, Lepidoptera, Noctuidae. The transcript has 2 exons.
UGUUGUGUCAGUUUGUGCCAAUGCAGUGCAAGCCAUUGUAAAUUUCUAACAGUUUUCAACAUUCCAGCGGAUCGGAGGGCGGUCAAGUCCACAGCGCGCGGCCUACGUGACUCGCGACGCACGCGUCAUACAUACCCACCCUCUCUGCUUCGCACAGUUUCUGCCGCUGCUUGCCUGCAAACACUUUCUUGCCUGCUAUAUCAAAAAUUUAAGUAUUGCACAACAUUAUUCUUUCACUAUACUCAAUUCAUCGCGGGUUAUGAUCAUUUGCUUUCAGCUGGGCUGUUUGAGACUGGUUUCAUUGCACUUAUUGACUUGUUUGCACAAUGGAUCUUAAAUCGUUAAAGAAAACCAGAGCUAGUCAUAAAGCAAAGCUUACCAUAUUUAAAUCAUACAUAGAAUCAUUUUUGCCUAAUAAACUUAUAAAUAAAGUACAAGUUCUCGAAACAACAGCUCGUCUAAACAAAAUAAUGGAAUUAUACAGUGAGUUUGAUGCUAUUCAAACGGACAUUGAAAGUCUUGUGGAAAUUCCAGGUGAAGAGCACAAGGAACGGGAGAUAUUUGAAACAAGCUACUUCGGCUGCGUGGCUGUUGCACAGGAGCUGUUGAGUGCUGCCUCUGCAGAGCAGGAGACCGGAUCGGUGACGGGUUCUAGUGACAGCGCUGGAAAGCCGGAAUUGCAGAUCCGAAAUAAAUGGCGCACAGAUAAGGGACAACCGCAGCCAGGAGAUAUGGUCCUCAUCAAGGACGACCGCCUGCCUCCCAACAGAUGGCUGCUGGGCCGUGUCACCACCGUCUACCCUGGCGCUGAUGGUGUCAACCGGGUGGCAGAUGUAGCAACAACUUCAGGAACUUUACGCAGAGCUUGGAAUAGACUCUGCCCACUACCAAUUACGUUGGACCAGGAUGCUGCUCCUGCUCCAAGGGGGCCAGCUUGUUAACGCAAGUGCCGUGCCAAAGGCCCGGUGUCCGCGCCGGGGAGUACAGCGAGCGGCGAGUGCGCCGCCAUGACACUUUCCUUUUACGCUACGAACGCAUCGCUACAAGACGUCGUGUCGCCACAUUAUACACAAUUUUUGUAAAUCCAUUUAUUGAAUCCUAUAAUACAAGUUUUAACAAGAA